AUGAUCUACUUCCAUGUAAUAAAACUUUUUCCUAAAAACUUUUCAAGGAUUACGGUAACCCAUUUUCUCACACCCUUUUAUUCUUCAUCUUCCCUCAUUCAUAAUAUAGGGUGUUAUAUAUGGAAAAAGUCAGGAAUUAUUAUUAUUACCCCACACUACUACUCUUUCCUUUUUAGAUGGCAAAACUCUCUUCGUCACAAUUUGUCCUUCAACGAUUGCUUCAUUAAAAUCCCCAGACGAGCCGAUCGGCCGGGAAAGGUGAGAUUUGGCUGGAAACAUUUUCAGCAAAAAACUUUUUUUUUAAUUUCUAAAAAUUUUGAAAAAAUCGGUCUGAUUUUCAUGAAAAACCAACCCCUGUUCAUGUUUGAUAGUUUUCAGAGCGCAACUUUUUUCAAACUUCACUUUUUUCUGAUUUGUAAAUUGCAAAAUGUAGGUCUUGCAAUUGCAAAAUGUAGGCAAAGCGCUUCAAAGUGGUAUAUAACAUGUCUUAUUUCCAAUGUCUACUUCUUGAUAACAGGACCAUCAAAGCUAGUGAUUUUUUAUAUCAUAUUAAAGCUCUUAACAAGCCCUAGAUGUCGCAAUUUGAAUUUUUCAAAAGUUCCAAUUUUGAACAAAGUUACGCACUAA
This is a messenger RNA of Caenorhabditis briggsae, 627 nucleotides long. Gene Ontology annotation, molecular function: RNA polymerase II cis-regulatory region sequence-specific DNA binding; DNA-binding transcription factor activity, RNA polymerase II-specific. Gene Ontology annotation, biological process: anatomical structure morphogenesis; cell differentiation; regulation of transcription by RNA polymerase II. The record is from RefSeq and is a predicted model, not a curated record. The transcript is spliced from 3 exons. Lineage: Eukaryota; Metazoa; Nematoda; Chromadorea; Rhabditida; Rhabditidae. The coding region runs from base 1 to 627 and encodes 208 amino acids.